AUGGUGUCGACACCUCCACCACUUGCUGUAGUUAGUCGAACUUCUGGUUCUUUGACGGCAGCACGUAAAAGAGUUUUACAGCUGUAUCGUGAUUGGCAUCGAGCAUUUUCGAAUUCUAGUUAUUGGGCUCCAAAAGUCGUGCAACUCUAUCUGCUAGACUACCCAGCAUCAGCGGUACGCGCAAAAAUCCGACAAGAAUUUGAACGUAAUCGAUAUGUGAAUAAUUUAGCAGUAAUCGAUGUUCUACUGCUGAAAGGACGAAAUGAAUUUAAUGAAACGCUGAAUCAAUGGAAACAACCUACUCACGUAUAUCAGUUUUUUGAAAAGGAAGCUUGGGUUGCAGCGGAUCGUGAAAAGAAGGGAUUUUUGGAUAGGUUUUAUGGUGUGUAG
Molecule: messenger RNA, 390 nt
Organism: Ambispora leptoticha
Lineage: Eukaryota; Fungi; Glomeromycota; Glomeromycetes; Archaeosporales; Ambisporaceae
Source: the annotation of a GenBank genome assembly